Phaedon cochleariae (mustard beetle) is the source of this 1136-nucleotide messenger RNA. Lineage: Eukaryota; Metazoa; Arthropoda; Insecta; Coleoptera; Chrysomelidae. The record is from the annotation of a GenBank genome assembly.
UUUUUUGUUUACUAAUUUGAAGCUAAUCAACAAUGAUUCAAUGAAUACAAUGAUAAUAACUAAUAUUUAAUAUGUGCCUUGUGCAAGAUUCGUUUUAGCUGAAAACACUUUUGCAAUGUCAUCGGAUUUCGUAAGGGUUUUCAUCGUGUGCGACAUAAACCUCGCUCCUUGACGAGAUAUUAAAAAUCUUCCAGUAAAAUCUCUCAACUGAAGAAAGAAGAAAAUGUUCUUUGUUCGGUCCGCUCUUUUGUUGUUAAUUUACUUAUGUUACAGUUCUUUCGGCUACAAACCAGUAAUUCUUCUACAUGGCAUACUAACUGGUUCUGAGAGUAUGGAACUCAUCAAAAGCAGGAUUGAAGAGAAACACCCCGGAACCAAAGUUUAUAACAUAGAUAGGUUUGAAGGGUGGUCAAGUCUUGAAAAUAUGUGGUAUCAAGCACAACAACUCAGUCAGAAUUUAACAAAUAUUACUAAACAACAUCCAGAUGGUGUGAAUUUCUUAGGUUAUUCUCAGGGUGCUCUCUUAGCUCGUACUAUUCUACAAGCUACCCCAAAUCACACUGUACAUAGAUUUAUAUCUCUUAGUGGGCCACAGGCAGGACAAUAUGGAACUUCCUUCCUUCAUUUAUAUUUCCCUGGUUUAGCAUUAAAGACAGCUUUUGAAUUAUUUUAUUCAAGAGUGGGACAACAUACCUCUGUAGGCAAUUAUUGGAAUGAUCCAUAUCAUAAGAGUUUGUACAUGAACUAUUCUCAGUAUUUGCCAUAUGUUAAUAAUGAGAUUUUGUCUUCAAAGAGUGCAGAUUUCAAAAAUGCUCUCACUAAGUUGAAUAUGAUGGUACUCAUUGGAGGGCCAGAUGAUGAUGUUAUAACACCUUGGGAAUCCAGCCAAUUUGGAUAUUAUGAUGGCAAUGGGACAGUGGUUACUCUGAUGGAUCGUAGUAUAUUCAAGAAUGACGCAAUUGGUUUGAAAACUUUAUAUGACAAAAAGAAAUUGAAAAUAGUGACUGUUCCAGGUAUAAAUCACUUUAUGUGGCAUAUCAAUGUAUCUAUUUGUGAUAAUUAUAUUUUACCUUAUUUGGAUUGAUAUUAUAAAAUAUUGUAUUUGUGUGAUUAUUAUAUAAAUAGUCUUAUAUAUA